Molecule: messenger RNA, 2967 nt
Organism: Nymphaea colorata (pocket water lily)
Lineage: Eukaryota; Viridiplantae; Streptophyta; Magnoliopsida; Nymphaeales; Nymphaeaceae
Product: L-type lectin-domain containing receptor kinase S.4-like
Exons: 1
Coding region: 305-2323 (672 amino acids)
Biological process (GO): protein phosphorylation
Cellular component (GO): plasma membrane
Molecular function (GO): carbohydrate binding; ATP binding; protein kinase activity
Source: RefSeq, a predicted model, not a curated record
ACAUAGCAUGAGAAUACAACGUAUACAAAGUACAAAAACUUAAUUUCUUGGCGGUGGCUAUUGGUUUGAAAAAGGAAGGCUCUGAACCUUGCCAAGUUAUAAGGGCGAGAGCGUUUUUGGAAAAUUGUUACAGGUCACUUAAACUUUGGGAGGAUUAUCUGGAAUCCAGACUUAAAACUUUAUAUUAUAUUCUCUUGUUGCUUGUCAUCAACCGGGAACGAGACAGAGAGGGGUGGAGGGCUAUAUCCGGCAACUUCUUCGGGUCCUGUGAAAAAGAGAGAGAGAGACAGAGAGCUGCUUCUCCAUGGCGUUUCUCCAGCAACUGGUUCUGGUUCUGUUCCUUCUUCGUCUGGCGUCCUCUGCCACCGACAGAUUCAUCUUCAAUGGCUUCAAAGACGCAAAACUUACCCUGGACGGAACUGCAAAAAUUACCUCCAACGGCUUACUGCGCCUCACGAACGAAAUCCACAAUCUCACCAUGGGCCAUGCCUUUUACCCUUCCAACUUCCGCCUCAAGAUCCCUUCUUCUUCCUCCCCAAACGGCACGGUUCUUUCAUUCAGCACCCAAUUCGUCUUUGCCAUCAGAACUAAAGCCUUUGGCACCAGCGGUCAUGGCCUUGCCUUCGCCCUCUCCCCCAAUCCCUCCAUUAUCGGAGGCAGAGGUGCCAACUACCUUGGCCUCUUUAACCAAAACAACAUGGGAAAUUCCUCUGAACACAUCUUCGCCGUCGAGUUCGACACCGCUCAGGACGCAAGCUUCAAUGAGACCGACGAGAACCACGUCGGAAUCGAUGUAAACAGCCUCGUCUCCACCGUUGCUGCUUCUGCGGCUUAUUAUAGAGCAGGCAACACCAGUGCUCGAGAAUCGAUUUCCCUGGUCAGUGGGACUGAAAUUAUCGCCUGGAUAGACUACCGAAGCGAUCUCCAGCAAAUCAACGUCAGCAUAUCCCCCAUUACAGAUCCUGUCAAGCCCCAGAAACCCCUUCUCUCUGCCACCUUGAAUCUGUCCUCUGUGCUCAAGGAUUUCAUGUACGUUGGCUUCUCCUCUUCCACGGGGAAGCUCUCUAGUGAGCAUUACAUCCUUGGCUGGAGCUUUCGCGUCAAUGGAGAAGCCCAACCCCUUAAUCUAGCCCUACUGCCGCCGCUCCCCACCGACGGGUCUAGAAGGAGGCUGGCGGUGAUCAUUGCCUAUUCUUUUGCCGCUGGAGUGCUUCUGGUAUCCGUGUUGGCAGCUACCGCUUAUGCUGUUUACAAGAGAAAGAAGAAGCUCUCGGAUAUAAUGGAAGGCUGGGAGUCGGAGUACCCGCAUAGGUUCUCUUACAGGGUACUGUACAAGGCAACUAAGGGGUUCAAAGAGAAGGAGCUACUUGGCUCCGGUGGCUUCGGCAGCGUGUAUAAAGGGGUUCUCCCGAAAACUUCAGAGACGGUUGCGGUGAAAAGAAUCACACAGAAUGCGAGGCAGGGAUUGAGAGAGUUCGUAGCAGAGGUAUCGAGCUUGGGGCGGUUGAGACACAGGAACCUCGUUCAGUUGCAGGGAUGGUGCAGGAGACAGAAUGAUCUGCUGCUUGUGUAUGAUUUCAUGCCGAAUGGGAGUCUCGAUUGCUUCCUUUUCGACGACGAGAAGGCCAAGAGCUUCGACUGGGAGAAAAGGUUCAAGAUCCUCAAGGGGAUCGCCAGUGGGCUGCUGUAUCUGCACGAGGGGUGGGAGCAGGUGGUGGUUCACAGGGAUGUGAAGGCCAACAACGUCCUCUUGGACGCAGAAAUGAACGGGAAGUUGGGAGACUUCGGGCUGGCCAGGCUGCACGAGCACGGCCAGAAUCCGCAGACGACCCGGGUUGUUGGCACUCUUGGCUACAUGGCACCGGAGCUGUCCCGGACGGGGAAGGCCACGGCCAGUGCCGAUGUGUUCUCUUACGGCGCCGUGCUUCUGGAAAUGGCUUCAGGGAAGCGGCCCAUUGAGACGAUGGUGUCCGAGGAAGAAGGAGAGAUGGUGUUGGUGGAGUGGGUGCUCAAGAAUUGGCAAGGUGGGGGCAUCUUGAGGGCCAUGGACUCUCGGCUUAAGGGGAAGUUCCUGAGGGAGGAGGCGGACUUGGUGCUGAAGCUUGGCGUCCUGUGCUCGCAGGCAGUCCCUGAUAAACGACCCACCAUGCGACAGGUGGUUCAGUACCUUGAUGGUGAUGCUUCGCUGCCGAAGGACCUGAUACUGAACUCCAUGGUGCUGCACGACGACCUUGGCUUCGACCAGCUGGUGCUGCCUUAUCCUCAUUCCGGACUCCAAUCCUCUGAUUCUUCCGGCACAGCAAAACAGUUCACAUCUUAUUGACACAUAUAAUGGCCAUCAUGUGUUUGUAAUGAUUUGAUUCUGAAAGGAAAAUUACAGGAAAACUGUAUGAGAGAAUGCUGAAACAAUUUCCUGGUGCUAUGGAUCAGGAACGUAAUUACGUACGGCAAAGAUCCUAGACUUGAUUUGUAGAAUCGGGACAAGAAAUUCUUUUCUAUGUGAUAUAGUUGGUGAUUAUCUCCUAUUGAUCUGGUGAGCUGCAGCCUGUGGAAACUGUUUUGUUUAGUUCCUGAUAAAAAUUUUACGUGAUUGACUGUAUCGGUUCUACGGGUAGAUGUCAUUCGUAUGUACCCAAAUGCUCUUGCACCUAAGAGUCUCAUUCCUGCUUAUAAAAGGGCAGCUGACAAAUUAAGUUGAGCACAGGGGGGAAAAGAGUGUGGUUUAUGCAAGAUCACAGCCGGCGGGAAGCCACGGGACACAAACUCCUCUGUAUGCCUUUCUGCUUGAUUUGUGUCUUAGGAAUGUUGUCCAAUUGAGUGAAGAGGGAAAGGAAUGGAAAGAAAAGUUUUCAUGUGUUUAGAUGACUAGUUAAUAUGGAGGGAAAUGAAAUGAGUUUUUAAUGUAAUUCCAAUCCCAUAAAAAAUCAAGAGAUUUGAUGGAAAAGAAAUGGAUAAUCAUUUUCUUUC